UAAAAGAGAUAAAAAUAGUGGGACUAUGCAUGACAGAAGCACCCAUUUUGUUUUUUUUUAGAAAUAAAAAAAACCGAGGUCGUAGUCCUCAACGAAGAAACCCGGCAAAGAAGAUGAAGAAAAGCCAAAAUAAAUAUCAGUUUUCUACAAUGUGGACUUACGAAGACUUACAAAGUUCCAACCGAAAGAAAAAGAAAAGAAAAAAAAAAGCUUCAAUUCUUCUCUGAAAUUUGAAAAAUCCUAUAUUGAAUGGAAGAUCCAAUGGAAAGGAUAGGAUCGGAGGAAGAAUCGGGAUUAGAAUCGACGAUCAAAGAAGAUCUUUCCAUGGAGAUCGAUCCUCCAUUCAAAGAGAACGUUGCUACCGCAGAGGAUUGGCGGAAGGCUCUCAACAAAGUUGUUCCGGCUGUCGUCGUCCUCCGUACCACCGCCUGUCGUGCUUUUGAUACGGAGUCUGCCAGUGCUGGUUCUGCUACCGGUUUUGUUGUUGAUAAGCGAAGAGGAAUUAUUCUCACGAAUCGGCAUGUCGUUAAACCUGGACCUGUUGUUGCCGAAGCAAUGUUUUUAAAUCGAGAAGAAAUUACUGUCCACCCCUUGUAUAGGGAUCCGGUUCAUGAUUUUGGCUUCUUUCGUUACGAUCCUAAUGCCAUUCAGUUUUUAGACUAUGAGGAGAUUCCACUUGCCCCAGAGGCUGCUUGUGUUGGGUUAGAAAUCAGGGUUGUUGGUAAUGAUAGUGGAGAGAAGGUUUCAAUAUUGGCUGGUACUAUCGCUCGUUUGGAUAGAGAUGCUCCUCAAUAUACAAAGGAUGGCUAUAAUGACUUCAACACUUUCUACCUUCAAGCAGCAUCUGGGACUAAAGGUGGUUCAAGUGGAUCCCCAGUGAUCGAUUGGCAAGGCAGAGCCGUGGCGUUGAAUGCUGGUGGCAAGACAACCACUGCAUCUGCCUUUUUUCUACCUCUAGAACGAGUGGUAAGGGCUUUAAAAUUUUUCCAAAAAGGAGGAGAAUCGUACACAAGUAAGUGGGAAGUAGUUUCUAUACCACGCGGUACGCUUCAGACUACUUUUCUCCAUAAGGGGUUUGACGAGAUACGUCGUCUUGGUCUCCAGAGUGAAACAGAGCAGAUGGCACGACAUGCAUCUGCACAAGGUGAAACUGGAAUGCUUGUUGUCGACUCUGUGGUGCCUGGUGGCCCUGCUCGUAACCAUUUGGAGCCAGGUGAUGUACUUGUUCGGGUAAAUAGGGAGGUUAUUACUCAAUUUCUGAGGUUGGAAACUUUACUUGAUGACAGUGUUGAGCAGAAUAUAGAGUUAGAAAUUGAAAGAGGUGGCACACCAUUGAGUGUGCAAUUAGUGGUUCAGGAUUUACACUCAAUAACUCCUGCUCACUUCUUAGAAGUAAGUGGUGCAGUAAUACAUCCCCUAUCUUAUCAGCAGGCUAGAAAUUUCCGUUUCCAAUGUGGUCUUGUAUAUGUCUCAGAACCAGGAUAUAUGUUAUCUAGAGCUGCAGUUCCUAGACAUGCCAUCAUUAAGAAGCUCGCUGGUGAGGAGAUAUCAAAACUUGAGGACCUAAUCUCUGUUCUAUGUAAGCUAUCUCAGGGUUCUCGGAUACCUUUAGAAUAUAUAAGCUACACGGACCGUCAUCGGAGAAAGUUUGUCUUGGUCACGGUUGAUCGCCAUGAAUGGUAUGCACCUCCACAGAUAUACACUCGUGAUGACAGCUCAGGUUUAUGGACAGUAAAGCCUGCAUUUCAGCUGGAGUUUAUGCUCCCAUCUGGUGUUAAUGUUGAGGCUACUCCCAUGGAACACAUACAUGCAUAUAACCACCAAGGGUUGACUGAUGGUGCUACUAGUAUGGAAACCAGUUCUGAACAUGCUUCUGCAGUAUUGCAUUCUCAGAAUGAAACAGGUACUGGAUCAAAAAUAAAGCGAGUUGAGGAGUAUAUGUCUUCUGAUGGAUUUGUUACUGACUGUUCAUUAAAUACAACUGUUGAAGUUAUGUUGGAGGACACAAUUGCCAAGGAAAAUGUUCUGUUAAGGGAUGGUCAAGGUGCAGCAGCAGUAGCUAAUGCGUCAAUUGCUGAACGAGUAAUUGAGCCUACUCUUGUAAUGUUUGAGGUUCAUGUGCCACCGUCGUGCAUGCUAGAUGGUGUCCAUUCGCAACAUUUUUCUGGAACUGGUGUCAUCAUAUAUCAUUCUCAUAGUAUGGGUUUGGUUGCUGUUGACAAGAAUACAGUUGCAGUUUCCUCAUCUGAUGUGAUGCUGUCCUUUGCUGCUUACCCGAUUGAAAUUCCAGGAGAGGUUGUUUUUCUUCAUCCUGUUCACAAUUUUGCUCUAGUUGCAUAUGACUCCUCAGCACUAGGGCUUGUUGGUGUGUCUGCCGUUCAAGCUGCAGAACUACUUCCUGACCCUGCAUUGCAUCGUGGAGAUUCUGUCUAUCUUGUGGGUUUAAAUAGAAGCUUACAAGCAACAUCUAGGAAAUCAGUUGUGACCAACCCAUGUGCUACUCUGAACAUUGGCUCUGCUGACUGUCCACGGUACAGAGCAACAAAUAUGGAAGUAGUUGAGCUUGAUACUGAUUUUGGUAGUGCAUUUUCAGGCGUGCUGACAGAUGAGCAUGGAAGGGUUAGAGCAAUCUGGGCAAGCUUUUCAACACAGCUGAAAGUUGGUUCCAAUACAUCAGAGGAUCAUCAUUUUGUGAGAGGUAUCCCAGUUUAUGCAAUAAGUCAGGUACUUCACAACAUAAUAUCUGGUGGCAAUGGACCGCAUCUUCUCAUAAAUGGUGUCAAAAGGCCAAUGCCGCUCAUCAGGAUCUUAGAGGUUGAACUUUAUCGUACUCUGCUUUCAAAGGCCAGAAGCUUUGGACUUAGCGAUGAUUGGAUCCAAGCGCUAAUCAAGAAAGAUCCAGCUCGUCGUCAAGUUUUACGUGUUAAAGGUUGUUUGGCAGGAUCAAAAGCUGAAAACUUACUAGAACAAGGUGAUAUGGUUUUAGCAGUAAAUAAAGAGCCAGUUACUUGCUUUCGGGACAUAGAAAAUGUUUGUCAUGCGUUGGACUUUGGUGAAAGUGGUGGGGAGCUUAACAUGACCAUUUUUCGGCAGGGACGUGAACUUGAUCUUGUUGUGGGGACAGAUGUUAGGGAUGGGAAUGGCACAACACGGGUGAUUAAUUGGUGUGGGUGUAUUGUUCAGGAUCCUCAUCCUGCUGUGCGUGCUCUUGGAUUUCUUCCGGAAGAAGGGCAUGGUGUAUAUGUGGCACGGUGGUGUCGUGGUAGUCCUGUUCAUAGAUAUGGGUUAUAUGCUCUACAAUGGAUUGUUGAAGUUAAUGGAAAACCGACUCCUGAUUUGGAUGCUUUUGUUAAUGUGACAAAGGAAUUGGAACAUGGGGAGUUUGUCCGCGUAAGGACCAUCCAUUUGAACAGCAAGCCUCGAGUUCUAACAUUGAAGCAGGAUUUGCACUACUGGCCUACAUGGGAGCUGAGAUUUGAUCCAGAGACUGCAAUUUGGCAUCGACAGACUAUCAAGGCCUUAGAUUUUGUUGAUUUUCGACAUAAUCCAGUGCAAGGUUAAAGUAUGGUUGGCAGACUCGGACCCAACCCAGUGCAGGGUUAAGCUUGGUUAGCAGAUUUGGACCCGACCCAGUGCACAGACCAUACGGUGAGUUGUGUUGUAUAGCUGAUUGGUUUACGUUUCAUGGUGAGUUUUCUGAAUCCGACACUCCAAUGAAGACUAAGCAUUUAUAUACUGUAUGAAAAUUUUUUUACUUGUUUUCAACUACUUGAUAUUGUAUUACUUCAAGUUAUAUAGACUUGCAUAGAUAAAUGAUUGGAUGAAAUUUAAAAAAAAAAAAAAAGGGUUUGGAGCUUCCUUACCCAUUCGGUUUUCUAACUUAAA
Gossypium arboreum is the source of this 3885-nucleotide messenger RNA. Its product is annotated as protease Do-like 7. Gene Ontology annotation, molecular function: serine-type endopeptidase activity; protein binding. The transcript is spliced from 25 exons. The record is from RefSeq and is a predicted model, not a curated record. Gene Ontology annotation, biological process: proteolysis. Bases 250 to 3561 code for a protein of 1103 amino acids. Lineage: Eukaryota; Viridiplantae; Streptophyta; Magnoliopsida; Malvales; Malvaceae.